Ricinus communis (castor bean) is the source of this 1219-nucleotide messenger RNA. RefSeq names its product protein DCL, chloroplastic. Gene Ontology annotation, cellular component: chloroplast. Lineage: Eukaryota; Viridiplantae; Streptophyta; Magnoliopsida; Malpighiales; Euphorbiaceae. Gene Ontology annotation, biological process: chloroplast rRNA processing; chloroplast organization. The record is from RefSeq and is a predicted model, not a curated record. The coding region runs from base 219 to 863 and encodes 214 amino acids. The transcript is spliced from 4 exons.
CUUGCACAGCUCUUCACUGAUAACCCAUGGAGCGGGCGAGCGAGGGAUUGAUGAUAAGUAAAGUAAUAACACGACCGUUAACGUUAACCUCUUCAAUUCUUACUUGAACCAAAUGAAACCUAAAUAGAACUGAAAAACCUGAAGCAACAAAAAUUCAAAUUCUACCACUUGUAAUCAAAUCUAGCAUCUAUAACAAUUAGUAUAGAUAGAGAGAAGCCAUGACCAUGGCUUCCUUAUCUAAACCACCACCUUGUCUUCACGGCCACUACUCCAACCCUAUCUCUCUCUAUUUCUCUCCUGUGAUUUUAUCUUUUCCAUUUCAUAGAACGACGACGUCGUUUAAUUCGCGUAUAUUUGCGUUAAAGACUGGAUCGGACGGGUCGGAUUUGCUGAGGAAACCGAUUGUGCCUUCAGAGAAGGAGUUAAGUGGAAUUUCUGAUGAUGAAGAGGACAGUAACCGGAAGAGAGAUAACAAGGAUAAGGAAGAUGAUGAGCUUGUCGAUUGGGAAGACCAGAUUUUGGAAGAUACCGUUCCUCUUGUUGGCUUUGUUAGAAUGAUUCUUCACUCUGGCAAAUAUGAAAAUGGAGAUAGAUUAAGUCCAGAGCACGAGAGAACUAUUGUUGAGAGGUUGCUUCCAUUUCAUCCGGAGUGUGAAAAGAAGAUUGGACCUGGAAUCGAUUAUAUUACUGUUGGUCAUCAUACUGAGUUUGAGAACUCACGAUGCCUGUUCAUAGUAAGGAAAGAUGGAAAAUUGGUCGAUUUUUCUUAUUGGAAAUGCAUUAAGGGACUGAUCAGGAAGAACUAUCCAUUAUAUGCUGACAGCUUUAUCCUCAGACAUUUCCGCAGGCGUAGGCAGAGUUGAUGAAGCUCCUGGGAAAAAAUAGGUCUCCAAGACUGGAGUGCAAUCUGAUGUAUAUGUAUUGGCGAGUGCAAACUGGGGUAAGCUUCCUCCCAGAUCGUCAAGUGGAAGUGAUAAGAAUUUGAAUCUUCUCAACCCUCUCGUUCUCUCUAGUGUUCAUAGUAGUUCCAAUAGAUAGUUUUGCAUUUAGUACAUGUUGCUGCACAAUAUUUGCAAACUCUUUGUAAUUGCCCCCUAGUAAACUGUAUGCACCACCAUCUGCACUGGUCAGACAGGCAAGUAUAUGCAGAUAUUGGAUGAGAUAGUUGGAUCCACUGACAUAAAUCCAAUAUUAUCCCUCUUCCCAGAGCUAUUCUAGA